UCCACUUCUCUCUUCCUCCUUCCCACGUUACCCAGAAUCUCAACCCCCUCCUCCUUCAUUAAUAGUAAUAAUAUUGAUUUAUUAAUUAAAGCUGAACCGUUAAGCUCAGAAUUCGACGUUUUCUCAAUUGAGCCGGAAAAUACAUACAAUCUGACAAGAGUUUCAGCGUCAAUAAUCAUAAAAGCGUCAACCGACAAAACGUUGAUAAAAUAAAUCAAUAUCAACGCUUUUACAUUCUGUGAUCAUUUGAAUGGUUUGGUUAGAAAAAAAAAGGUUUCCUGUAAAAUUUAGUGUUUCUAGAGAGAGAAAGAUUAUGACGCAGAAGAAAAAAUUGAUUACACUUAAAGUUACGCGGAAGUUGCUAAUUUCCGCUGUUAGUAUGAUAGGGUUAUUGGCUCUUUUCAUUAUUCAUAUACCCAGAGUUCCUAGUUUGCCUGAUCCCUACAAACUUCCUACGCAGCAUGAAGCUAAUUUCCAGAAAUUUAAUGCCGAGAAAGAGCAUGUACUGGAAAAUGCACCUCCAAAUGUUACAAAACCUUCACAUACUCCAGAGAAGUUGGUUGGUGCCACUGGGGUAUCAGACUAUGCUAAAUUGUGGAAGAAGCCUCCUAAUCGUGAUCUUAUGCCUUGUGUAGAGCCUAGUGAUUCAUAUACACCUCCUUCAGAGUCGUCACAAGGUUACCUGCUUGUUAAUACUAAUGGUGGUCUUAAUCAAAUGAGAACUGGGAUAUGUGAUAUGGUGGCUGUGGCACGGAUCAUCAAUGCAACGCUCGUAAUCCCAGAACUUGAUAAGAGGUCAUUUUGGCAAGACUCAAGCAACUUUGGGGAUGUUUUUGAUCAAGAUCAUUUCAUUACUUCUUUGGCUGGUGAUAUCAAAGUAGUAGAAAAGCUACCCAAGGAGCUUUCGACUGCUCCUAGAGCGGUGAAGCAUUUUCGAAGUUGGUCUGGGUUAGACUACUACCAAAAUGAAAUUGCUGGCAUGUGGAGCAACUUUCAAGUGAUCCGAGCAGCCAAAUCUGAUUCUCGAUUAGCAAAUAAUAAUCUUCCCCUCGACAUUCAAAAGUUACGCUGCCGUGCCUGUUAUGAAGCCCUUCGCUUUUCUCCUAGGAUUGAAGCAAUGGGAAAAUUGCUAGUUCAGAGAAUGAGGAAUUAUGGCCGUUAUAUUGCUUUGCACUUACGGUAUGAGAAAGAUAUGCUUGCAUUCAGUGGAUGCUCCCAUGGGUUAUCACCUGAAGAGGCCGACGAGUUGACAAUGAUUAGGGAAAAUACCACACAUUGGAAAGUGAAGGAUAUUAAUGCGACAGAACAAAGAAAUAAAGGGUUUUGUCCCUUAACGCCAAAGGAGGUUGGCCUUUUUCUUUCAGCUCUUGGAUUUCCAUCGGACACUCCCAUCUAUAUUGCUGCUGGAGAGAUAUAUGGUGGUGAAUCUCGUAUAGCUGAUUUGCGGUCUCGUUAUUCAAUCUUAUUGAACAAGGAUAAAAUAGCAUCUGCAGAAGAACUUGAACCUUUUAUUAAUCAUGCCUCUCAAAUGGCUGCGCUGGAUUAUAUUGUUUCUGUUGAAAGCGAUGUAUUCAUUCCUACGCACACAGGGAAUAUGGCAAAAGCAGUUGAAGGUCAUCGUCGAUAUUUAGGUCAUAGAAAAACAAUCAUUCCUGAUAGGAGGGCCCUUGUUCGCUUGUUUGACAAGGUUGAGAGAGGUUCAUUAAAAGAAGGGAAGAAAUUGUCAGAACGAAUAAUUGAAAUCCACCGAAGAUGGCAAGGGUCACCGAGAAAGCGAAAAGGUCCAGUAUCAGGAACAAAGGGCAUGGACAGAUUUCGCUCCGAAGAAGUAUUUUACGAAAAUCCUCUGCCAGAAUGUUUGUGUCAGAGGUCAUCCUUUGAGCUGAAUACUUCCACCAUCAAAUAACUAACCUGCAGGAAUGAUU
Molecule: messenger RNA, 1925 nt
Organism: Amaranthus tricolor (Joseph's coat)
Lineage: Eukaryota; Viridiplantae; Streptophyta; Magnoliopsida; Caryophyllales; Amaranthaceae
Product: O-fucosyltransferase 7
Exons: 12
Coding region: 251-1906 (551 amino acids)
Cellular component (GO): cytoplasm
Source: RefSeq, a predicted model, not a curated record